Molecule: messenger RNA, 1197 nt
Organism: Naegleria fowleri
Lineage: Eukaryota; Heterolobosea; Eutetramitea; Acrasida; Naegleriidae
Exons: 1
Coding region: 1-1197 (398 amino acids)
Source: RefSeq, a predicted model, not a curated record
AUGGGCUCAGCUCCUUCGGUCGCAGAACAUCGUCUAAUCGUUUCGUCUCACUUUGGUGAGACCAUUAAGGUUCAGGCAGGAAAUUCCAACAAAUGCAUUGUAUCAUACUCUCCAACAACAUGGAGUCCAAACACCAUCGACAAUCAUUUAUUCAAUGAUGUAUUCUAUGAAUGUAGAUUUGAGGCCUUACGAAAAGAUUAUCACUCCCAAGAGUUGCUUAAUUCCAUGCAGAAUAUGUAUAACAACAACAACAAUAACAACAACACCUAUUCGGACACGAAUGAUGGUACCUCGACUCCCACUCCACAACAAAAUCAACCCUCCACUCCAUCCUUCAUUGGUAGUGUCGGUGGAGGAAGUGGCAUUGGUGGAGGAGGCUCCUCAUUCAAUAGUGGCUCUGGUGGAACGUCAUUUAGUGGUGGUGGAGGAGGAGGUUUCUCAUCCUCAACAGCCUCUCCAUUAUUGGGUGAGGUGCAAUUUGAUCCAUCCCUACUCGACGAUCGAGAUGACCGAUGCAUAUCCUUUGAUGCUCUGAAGACCAAUUACUCAGAGUUUAGGAAUUCAAAACUAGUUCAACAUGUUUUCUCUUCGGUGGACCGAGCCGAUGAAAAUCAGAUGCACAUUACCGAAUUCAUGAAUGCCUAUCCAAGUUUUCAAACCAAUGAACAACGAGCUGAAUUCUUACUCACCUUGUUAUUGAGGAAGACAAAGAAAAUCACGGGUUUCCACGAGAGCGGUGGUAUUAAUAAUUCAAAGAAAAAACCUCUGGAAAUAUCCAUCAAUGAUAUGGCUGACAUUUUAGCUUUGGGAAAGGAAAAGCCAAGAAAAAUUCAAAACCAAGCUGAACGAACUCACUUUAUCAAGUUGGCCUCUUUCAUGCUGUAUCAGUGUCUCUCAAAUCAACCAAAAACAGACAAGGAAACCAAUUUUUGUAAACAAGUGGAAGCAAUGCUGUCCUUGCUUUGUGAAGCAAAAGCUCCCUCAACAACACUUGCAAUGAGCAAUAAUAGCCCAAGAGCCGUUACUUCUCAAUCACCAACACAACAACAACAACCAAAAAAGACAGAAGAUUCUCUCAGUGCUCUUAUUGACUCAAUAGGAAACUACACUUUCAAUACAAAGCAAUUUGCUCUUUUGCUGAACGCAUUCGAGACCAAAACAAGGGGAAGUGAUGACGAAUGUUUGUUGAAGUGCUAA